AAAUCCACAUGGCUCAUUCUCGUUCUAUCAGUCUCGUCUGUCGGCCUGUCGGCGAUGUCGACUGAUCGCCGUAAUCGCUACCCAGUGCGAGUCCAGAGAUUACGACGCGCCGAAGAGGAGGAUUCGGCCAACUCGGCGUUCAAGUGAAACUAACAAGCACCCAAGGGCGCGCGAUAAAGGGGUCCCAGAUGACGCCACUUUUCAAAGCAGUCGUAGCACGGUGACGUGCAACUUCUGGUACUCGGCGCACGCUCAAAAAUACAUUUUCUGCAAGAAUGUCACUGCCGUGGAAAACGUUCAGCGGACUUUCGGCGACGUAUGUUUUCAGGCGAAUCCUGGGCAAGAGGAACCUGCUGUUCCCAAGGUUUUGCAGCUCCUGGAUCGGCCAGGAGGUGCUGGAGAAAGAGGACCCCGAGAUAUGGGAGCUGGUGAAGGAGGAGAAAAGGCGCCAGGUCACUGGGCUGGAGCUAAUCGCAUCCGAGAACUUCGCCAGUCGUUCUGUCCUCGAGGCAUUGGGAUCAUGUCUAAAUAACAAAUACUCUGAAGGAUAUCCUGGUCAAAGAUACUACGGAGGCACAGAAGUUGUCGACAAGAUUGAGUUGCUCUGCCAGAAGAGGGCACUGGAAGCAUUCAGCUUGGACCCGGACAAGUGGGGGGUCAAUGUGCAGCCGUAUUCCGGAUCUCCGGCAAACUUUGCCGCGUACACGUCCGUGCUCAGCCCCCAUGACAGGCUUAUGGGACUGGACCUGCCGGACGGUGGACAUUUGACUCAUGGCUACAUGAACGACCAGAAGCGCAUAUCAGCAACGUCAAUAUAUUUUGAGUCAAUGGGAUAUAAGCUAAAUAAAGAGACUGGCCUCAUCGACUAUGAAAAAAUGCACGACAUGGCACGCCUGUUUCGACCCAGACUCAUCAUAGCAGGAACAAGUGCUUACUCCCGGCUGUUAGACUACAAGAAGUUCAGAGAGGUGUGUGACGAUGUCAAGGCAAUCCUGAUGGCUGACAUGGCUCACAUCAGCGGGUUGGUGGCGGCAAAAGUGAUCCCAUCGCCUUUUGAAUAUGCUGACCUGGUCACAACCACCACCCAUAAGACACUCAGGGGUUCAAGAGCAGGUCUCGUCUUCUUCCGCAAAGGCCUUAAGGAGGUGGACAAGAAAGGGAAGGAGAUCAUGUACGACUUUGAGUCUAAGGUCAACUUUGCAGUAUUCCCAGCUCUGCAGGGAGGACCUCACAACCAUGCCAUUGCCUCUGUGGCUGUUGCACUGAAGCAGGCCACUACGCCCCAUUUUCGUGCGUACCAGGAGCAGGUCGUGAAGAAUGCCAAGGCCAUGGUGACAGCUUUGCUGGCAAAAGGAUAUACAGUAGUGUCAGGAGGCACGGACAACCAUCUGCUCCUGCUGGACCUGCGUCCCAAGGGUCUUGAUGGUGCACGGCUGGAGUCCGUCAUGAACGAGUGCAACCUGACUGCCAACAAGAACACCUGCCCCGGCGACAAGUCAGCCCUGGUGCCCGGAGGGAUACGCCUCGGAGCUCCUGCGCUGACGUCUAGAAACUUCAAAGAGAAGGAUUUCCACAAGGUGAUAGACUUCAUUGACCGAGCAGUGACAAUUGCCCUUGAAGCCAAGCCAAAAGCAGGCAAAACAGUGAAAGACUUCAAGCAGUUCAUUGCCAAAGAUGAAGAAACCCUGAAAAAAAUGGCUGCCCUACGUAAAGAUGUGGAAGCCUUUGCAGUCACCUUUCCCAUGCCAGGAUUUGAUGAUCGCUAAUAGUGACUUUUUAUGUGCAUUUUGUAUUUAUACAUAGAAACAGUCAACUAAGAAUGACAUGGAUGUUGGUGUUUGUUGAUAAUAAACUAUAAUGGAGCAUGUUGUUUGUUAUAUUGCGCAAUAAAGGCUUGUUCUGCUUUGC
Ixodes scapularis (black-legged tick) is the source of this 1908-nucleotide messenger RNA. Its product is annotated as serine hydroxymethyltransferase, mitochondrial. Gene Ontology annotation, biological process: tetrahydrofolate interconversion; regulation of oxidative phosphorylation; L-serine catabolic process. The record is from RefSeq and is a predicted model, not a curated record. NCBI's taxonomy places the organism in Eukaryota, Metazoa, Arthropoda, Arachnida, Ixodida, Ixodidae. The transcript has 12 exons. Gene Ontology annotation, molecular function: zinc ion binding; cobalt ion binding; mRNA 5'-UTR binding. Gene Ontology annotation, cellular component: mitochondrial inner membrane; cytoplasm; cytosol. Bases 276 to 1766 code for a protein of 496 amino acids.